CUACCAAGCAGGGUUAUUCAUGUUUCUGGAAACAAAGUAAGGCUGCUGCCAUCAGGAGGCCAACGUGGAAGAUAUGCAGCCUUGAGCCAUUGCUGGGGCUCUUCUGGGAGGCCGCCCUUGAAGACAACUCGGGCAAAUCUCCACAACCAUCUCCAAGACAUUCCUUGGACGUCGAUUCCAAAGACAUUUCAGGACGCGGUAACCGUUGCUCGCAGCAUCGGUCUCGCCUAUGUCUGGAUUGAUUCGCUCUGCAUUGUGCAAGACGACCAUCAGGACUGGCUGGAAGAAUCAGAGCGCAUGGGCUCUAUAUACGAACAAGCUGAACUCACAAUCGCCGCGUCUCAUACUCCAGGCUGCUGGGAAGGAUUCCUUUUCCCUCGCCAUCCACUGCCUCCAUCCGUAGAAAUUCCCAGCUUCUUCUCUCACGGUAGUGAUGUGUCUGAGGCGCCUGGGAUACGGGUCUUCGCAACUGUCCGGCGGGAUACCGCUACCAAUACGUUUCCAGAGUUCGGUGUACUCAACAGCCGCGCCUGGGCUACCCAGGAAUGGCUCCUGUCGAGGCGCAUAGUUUUCUUCACCAAGGGAACCAUCAUCUGGUCGUGCAAAGCCAUCACACAGCGCGAGACGGGUGAGAGGUGCUAUAGUGUCUCACGGAAUACACGCUGGAAGAAUAUCAUAGAGCAGUACAGUGAUCGCCAGUUGACCUAUGCAACAGACAGGUUGAUUGCACUCGAAGGGCUGCGAAUGGAACUGGGAAAGAAGAUUGCGUGCGAAUAUGCCUUUGGAGUGUGGAAAGAGUCUCUUCCGAACCAAUUGCUCUGGCAAGUGACUAAAGGGAUAGAGGGAGCGGUGAUUCCAGAUCCUCUCAAGCUGCCAACCUGGACAUGGGCA
This is a messenger RNA of Trichoderma virens Gv29-8, 891 nucleotides long. RefSeq lists its product as uncharacterized. The transcript has a single exon. The annotation marks the transcript as partial. NCBI's taxonomy places the organism in Eukaryota, Fungi, Ascomycota, Sordariomycetes, Hypocreales, Hypocreaceae. The record is from RefSeq and is a predicted model, not a curated record.